Molecule: messenger RNA, 357 nt
Organism: Melampsora larici-populina 98AG31
Lineage: Eukaryota; Fungi; Basidiomycota; Pucciniomycetes; Pucciniales; Melampsoraceae
Exons: 2
Coding region: 1-357 (118 amino acids)
Source: RefSeq, a predicted model, not a curated record
AUGUCUUCUCAGCCAUCUACAGCCCCAACCACCUCCGCAUCGAGCGUUGCGCCGCUUCAACUCAUCAGUGAUUCGGCCAGCACUUAUGCCCGCCCAACACCCCCAGACGAACCGGUGGUCUUUUUCUCGGCCCUACGAACUCGUCGGCCUAUGGUACCCUUCCGAUCAUUCUCGGCUCACACACCUACCAUCACGCCUCGCUUCAACACCGGUAACUCUCAUGAACCGCUAAAGUCUAUGUGUGAAGCUAAGGAGACAAAAUCCGAGGAACGCAAGCCUCAAAUAACCAUGUCGGCCGACAAGAGAGAAAGGAUCCUGAAGUGGAUCGAGGCUUCUUGUGUAAAGCUUGAGGAAUGA